Messenger RNA from Racocetra persica, 656 nucleotides. Lineage: Eukaryota; Fungi; Glomeromycota; Glomeromycetes; Diversisporales; Gigasporaceae. The record is from the annotation of a GenBank genome assembly.
UCGUUCCUCAACCAGAAACUAUAGCUGAACAAUCAAUGUCUGACACAAUAACCAAUAAUGAUGAAAUAGUUGAAAUCACCGAAGUUACCGAAGUAAUUGAACUUAUUGAUCCUAUGCAAGAAGAUGCGCCAAUAAUCGAACAAGAGCAAGAACUUUCAGGGGAAUCUAUAGAGAUGGAAGAUGAACCUGCUCCAGUUACUAGUGAUCUUAAUAUGGAGGAAGGACCAUCGGUAGUUCCAGAUACUAGCCAGUCUCAAGAGGCAACUGAAGAUACAGUUGAAGGCUCAAGUGAAGUUCAAGCAACAAGAACUACAGUUAUGGUUAACGGUCGCCCUGUGGACAUUACUGGUACUGGUAUAGACCCAACCUUUCUCGAAGCGUUACCCGACGAUCUUAGAGAGGAGGUACUUAACCAAAAUUUGCCGCCAGAAAGGCGGAAUAGGCCACCAGUUACUAGUGGAACUGGUGAUGCUAUUACGUCAUUGCCACCAGCAAUAGUUGCAGAAGCCAAUGCAUUACGUGAAAGAGCUAGUCGUCGAUAUACAAAUGCAGUACGAUCAAGGACAUUAACUGCACCUCAGAUCCAAGUUUCCAAAAAACCUUCAAUCCAACGUGAUGCGGUAAAACUUGUUGAUACCUCUGGAUUGGCUACUUUA